UGUGAGAAAUGCGAUUUGCGGUCAUCGUACUGUAAGGAUAGAGGCGACGGUGCUAUAAGUUGUGAAUGCCGUUCCGGCUUUACGGCAGACUCACACGGCAAUUGCAUGAAUUUGUUUUUAAGGAUUCUAACCGAAUUGCUGAAGAAUUACGACCGCAAUAUGGUGCCCACAAUGAAAGGAGUUGACGUUGACUUGGAGUUACUCAUCCAACGGAUCUCGGAGAUAUCCGAAAUUCACAGCAGCUCGAAGAUGGAUAUUCUUUUCUCACAAAUUUGGCAUGAUCCAGGACUGGCUUUUCAGCACGAAGAUGGUGCACAGUGCCUUACAAAUCUAUCUCUGUCUCAUCGUAUGGUGGAGCACAUUUGGAUCGUGGUGGAAUCACCUUGUGAUAUGGACUUCACAUUCUUUCCGAUGGACCGUGUCGAAUGUACGACUGUUUUUGAGAGUUAUUCGUUCAAUGUGGGUAAGGUUCGGUUGCACUGGAAACGUCACGGACUUCCGGUGGAAAUCAUAGGUGAUACGAACCUGCCGGAUUUUCAUAUGACACAUUUCAUCCACGAAAAGGCGACAUUUGAAUAUCCGGCAGGAGUUUGGGAUCAGCUGAAUAUAAAAAUAUAUUUUCGUCGUUCGUACGGUUUCUACAUUCUUCAAAUUUACCUUCCAACCUAUUGUAUGGUGCUAAUCUCGUGGAUCUCAUUCUGGUUGGAUCGAAGAUCUUUGCCAGCACGAGUCACUCUUGGCGUUUCCUCACUUAUGGCUCUUACGCUACAGUAUUCGAAUGUUGCUCGUUCUCUUCCCAAGGUGUCUUAUGUGAAAGGAUUGGAUUUAUUCAUGUUCGGAUGUGUUGGAUAUAUAUUUUUGUCAAUCGUUGAAUUGGCUAUCGUUGGAAUGUUGGAAAAGAACACUGUUACGGAUGAGGACGGCGAUGAGCUGCUCAGUGAAGAGGAUUUUGAUAAACGACGAAACUUCAGCGAGAGAACCUUCGUUGAAAAGGCACGAAGACGUGAGGUGAGUGAGCAGCACACUUUAUUCGUAAUAUCAGUUGAGAUGGACUUUCAGCUGAGGUUAUCCUACCAUGAGCGUACACCACCUGAUCGACCAAGUCCUGUGCUAAGUGGUAACCCAUGGAUAAGGGAUGCCACUUUUUACGAAUGCCAUCAGCCGAAACCACCGCAGUCGAAUAAUAAUCCCGAGAUGGAAUAUUCUCGACAGAAUGGUGAUUCAAGUCAUCUGCUAAUGCGUAUCCGAUCGUCGAGGUUGGGACGGAGGCAGGCAAGAGGGGCACGGCGAAAGAAACUGUUCCAUAAAUGGGGUGGUGAGGAUAUGGACAGGUUCUGUCAAAAACUUUUCCCGAUAUCGUUUGCGAUAUGUAAUAUCGUUUAUUGGACUUAUUAUACGGCAAAAGGAAAAGACUGA
Molecule: messenger RNA, 1416 nt
Organism: Anisakis simplex (herring worm)
Lineage: Eukaryota; Metazoa; Nematoda; Chromadorea; Rhabditida; Anisakidae
Source: the annotation of a GenBank genome assembly